AUGAUGGAGGGGGGAGGGGGGGUUAUUGGGGGAGCGAGGGAUGAAGGGAGAACCGGUGAAGGUCGAGCAUCUCAAGUGUGUGUUUUGUGUAAACGUGUGACCGUGUUGUGUACCUCAGAUGUGGCAGUGCACUGUGGCCUGAGUCAGAAUGGUCUGGAGCUGCACCCGGAGGACGUGACAUCACAGCUCGAGGAGGAGGAGGAGUCAGUGGACGCCGGGCCUCUCCCAUUGGACAACAACCUCAGCCCCGGUUACCACGAUGUCAGCCCCGGUUACCAUGACGUCAGCCCCGGGUACCACGACCUCAGCCCCGGGUACGACUUCUGCCCGCCCGGGUUCCAGCGCCGGCCCCCUCCCUACCGCUCUGUGUCCGAGUCGGAGCUCUCCAAGUACAGAGCUCGGCCACCAGAGGGCAGCGUGAGACUGGGAAAUGUAGCUUCAUGA
This is a messenger RNA of Knipowitschia caucasica, 444 nucleotides long. Lineage: Eukaryota; Metazoa; Chordata; Actinopteri; Gobiiformes; Gobiidae. The record is from the annotation of a GenBank genome assembly.